CUCACACACACACACACACACACACACACACAGCUGUAGUGAUUGUUGUUGUUAUUAAUGUCUCUGUUCUUGUGUUCAGGGGUCUGUUUUCUCACACUGGAUCCAAACACAGCAAACACUGAACUCAGUCUGUCUGAGGAGAACAGAAAGGUGACGCAUGUGAGAGAGAAUCAGCUGUAUCCUGAUCAUCCAGACAGAUUUAAUGUGUGUCGUCAGGUGUUGUGUAGAGAGAGUGUGUGUGGACGCUGUUACUGGGAGAUUGAGUGGAGUGGAUAUGUGUGUAUAUCAGUGUCAUAUACGAGCAUCAGCAGGAAGGGACGGGAUGUUGAGUGUGAGUUUGGACGUAAUGAUCAGUCCUGGAGUUUGUUCUGCUCUUCCUCCGGUUACUCAUUCAGACACAAUAACAAACACACUAUUCUCUCUGUGAAGCCCAUCAGCAGCAGCAGGAGAAUAGGAGUGUUUGUGGAUCACAGUGCAGGAACUCUGUCCUUCUACAGCGUCUCUGACACAAUGAGCCUCAUCCACACAGUCCAGACCGCAUUCACUCAGCCGCUCUAUCCUGGGUUUGCUGUUUAUUAUGGAUCAUCAGUGAAACUGUGUUGA
This is a messenger RNA of Sinocyclocheilus grahami, 603 nucleotides long. RefSeq names its product stonustoxin subunit alpha-like. Gene Ontology annotation, molecular function: protein binding. Lineage: Eukaryota; Metazoa; Chordata; Actinopteri; Cypriniformes; Cyprinidae. Bases 58 to 603 code for a protein of 181 amino acids. The record is from RefSeq and is a predicted model, not a curated record. The transcript has a single exon.